Molecule: messenger RNA, 750 nt
Organism: Canariomyces notabilis
Lineage: Eukaryota; Fungi; Ascomycota; Sordariomycetes; Sordariales; Chaetomiaceae
Product: kinase-like protein
Exons: 1
Coding region: 1-750 (249 amino acids)
Biological process (GO): protein phosphorylation
Molecular function (GO): protein kinase activity; ATP binding
Source: RefSeq, a predicted model, not a curated record
AUGAACGUUCUACUUGGGCUCCAUUUCCUCCACAGCUACGGCAUCGUACACGGCGACCUACAUAUGGGAAAUAUACUCGCCAAUAUCCACCCACUAGGUCAGCCUUUGGAUGAUGGUGGUGCCUUGGAGCGUAACCUUCAACAACUUGCUAGCCAAGGCUGCCCGCUCAAGAGGAAGGACGGAAAGACGGAUCUCUGGGCUCCGGCAUACCUGCUUGAGCUUGCGCCUUUACACGAGCAGGUGUGUUUUGAUCUCGACCCUGCGGUGAAGAUUACAGAUCUCGGCACUGCUUUCUUCGAGGAAGACCCUCCGCCCAAAAUCGUCACACCGGUACAUCUUCGAGCGCCUGAAACUAUCCUUGGUGGCCCUAGCCCCCCCGGCAAAGGAAUAGAUAUUUGGUCGUUCGGAUGCCUCAUGCUCGAGCUGCUCACUACCCGUUAUUUGUGUACCGGACUUGAAGGUGUGGCUGACGACGAAGAGUACGGCGAAUAUACCAAUGACGAGCAUGUCAUUCAGCUUUCCGAGGUUCUGGGACCGCUACCGGAAGAACUCGCUUCGAGAUGGCGUCGCCGCGACAGGUACUAUGGCCCGGAUGGAAAACGGCUGGAUAUGCCCGAGCCUGAUCAAGACGGGGACGGCGACCAAGACGAGCACGAAAGACGAGGAGAUGACGGAAUUGGAAUCAGAAUCCGACGGCCACGCUGCACGCUCCCCAAACUCACCCAGAUCGUCGAGGAGUGGUCUGAGUAA